Phaedon cochleariae (mustard beetle) is the source of this 7637-nucleotide messenger RNA. The record is from the annotation of a GenBank genome assembly. NCBI's taxonomy places the organism in Eukaryota, Metazoa, Arthropoda, Insecta, Coleoptera, Chrysomelidae.
AAUGUGACUGACAGAGUGACAGUUUUCAUGUUGGCAUUGGCAACACUGUCGACUGUCGAGUUAAAAAAAAUUAAAGUGGUUAAAGUUAGAAGUACAAGUUUUAAUUCUAAAAUACUAAAAAUUUCUCGGGGAGAUAGUUGGAAAAUACUCUGAAAACAUAGAAAACCACUCUCGAAGAACUCUAUGACAAUGACAGCAUCAAUUGAGAUUCCCCUUCGAGAUACAGAUGAAGUUAUCGAGUUAUAUACAGAUCAGUUACCUGAUGGAGAUGAAGUCCUUGGUAUAUUACGACAGGAGAAUACCCAGUUAUCGAUAUGGGUCAACCUGGCAUUGGAAUAUUACAAACAGGAAAAAAUCAAUGAUUUCAUCAAGAUACUGGAGGCCUCAAGAGUUGAUGCUAACAAUGAUUACAGAGAUUAUGAAAAGGAUCAAAUGCGAGCACUGGAUAUGCUGGCUGCUUAUUAUGUUCAGGAAGCUAACAGAGAGAAAAACAAGGACAAGAAACGAGACUUAUUUAGCAAAGCCACCUUACUAUAUACAACUGCAGACAAAAUAAUUAUGUAUGAUCAGAACCAUCUUCUUGGAAGGGCCUAUUUCUGCCUUCUGGAAGGUGAUAAAAUGGAACAAGCUGAUGCACAGUUCAAUUUUGUUCUGAAUCAGUCACCAAAUAACAUUCCUUCGCUACUGGGUAAAGCAUGUAUAGCUUACAACAAAAAGGACUUCAGAGGGGCAUUGGCUUUCUAUAAAAAAGCUUUGAGGACAAAUCCCAAUUGCCCAGCAGCUGUUAGACUAGGAAUGGGGCAUUGUUUCAUGAAACUUGGCAAUCAAGACAAGGCGAGGCUAGCCUUUGAUAGGGCAUUGCAACUUGAUCCGAAAUGCGUUGGUGCGCUGGUAGGCAUUGCGAUUUUGAAACUGAACCUACAACAGCCAGAUUCGAUCCGUACUGGAGUUCAAAUGCUAUCAAAAGCAUACACCAUUGACUCUUCCAACCCUAUGGUUUUGAAUCAUUUAGCUAAUCAUUUCUUCUUCAAAAAAGAUUACAAUAAAGUCCAACACUUGGCUCUUCAUGCCUUCCACAAUACGGAAAAUGAAGCUAUGCGUGCCGAGAGCUGCUACCAAUUAGCUAGAGCCUUCCAUGUUCAAGGUGAUUUUGAUCAAGCUUUCCAAUACUACUAUCAGGCGACACAGUUUGCUCCUGCAGCAUUCGUAUUGCCCCAUUUCGGACUGGGACAGAUGUAUAUUUAUAGAGGCGAUUCGGAAAAUGCUGCUCAGUGCUUUGAAAAAGUUCUGAAAGUGCAACCAAGCAAUUAUGAGACGAUGAAGAUUCUCGGCUCGCUUUACGCGAAUUCAACUUCACAAUCCAAGAGAGACAUUGCCAAGAAUCACUUGAGAAAAGUUACCGAACAGUUUCCGGAUGAUAUUGAAGCUUGGAUAGAGUUGGCACAAAUAUUGGAACAGUCUGAUUUGCAAAAUUCUUUGAGUGCUUAUGGAACAGCAAUCCAGAUUCUGAUGAAGGAUGUCCAGGCUGAAAUACCUACAGAAAUUUUGAAUAAUGUCGGUGCUUUGCACUACAGGUUGAACAAUCUGGAAGAAGCGAAGAAAAAUCUGGAAGAAGCUCUGGACCGUGCAAACGCCGAGGCAGAAGAUGAUGCCCAGUAUUACAACUCCAUAUCUGUAACGAUAACCUACAAUUUAGCCAGACUCAACGAGGCGCUUUGCUUAUUCGACAGAUCUGAAAAGCUGUACAAGGACAUCCUUAAAGAACACCCCAACUAUGUGGAUUGUUAUUUGAGGUUGGGCUGCAUGGCGAGGGAUAAAGGGCAUAUUUACGAGGCCUCGGAUUGGUUCAAAGAAGCUCUGAGAAUCAACACAGAGCAUCCAGACGCUUGGUCCUUGUUGGGAAAUCUUCAUUUGGCUAAGGCUGAAUGGGGACCUGGUCAAAAGAAGUAUGAACGAAUCUUGAAGAAUCCAGCAACUUCCCAAGAUUCUUAUUCCCUGAUUGCUCUGGGGAAUGUAUGGUUGCAGACCUUACACCAAUCGACCAAAGAUAAAGAGAGAGAAAAACGCCAUCAAGAACGAGCCCUCUCAAUGUACAAACAGGUUCUCAAAAUCGACCCUAAGAACAUCUGGGCUGCGAAUGGAAUAGGAGCCGUUCUAGCACAUAAGGGAGCUAUCAAUGAGGCUAGGGAUAUUUUUGCUCAGGUCAGAGAGGCCACAGCUGAUUUUCGUGACGUCUGGCUGAAUAUAGCACAUGUCUACGUUGAACAAAAGCAGUCUGUCAGUGCUAUCCAGAUGUAUGAAAACUGUCUGAGAAAAUUCUACAGAUACAACAACGUGGAAGUUUUGCAGUACUUGGCGAGGGCCUAUUUCAGGGCAGGCAAAUUAAAGGAAGCCAAAAUGGCGCUUCUUAAAGCUCGCCGAGUCGCACCUCAAGAUACCAUCCUCCUAUAUAAUAUCGCAUUGGUUUUACAGAAACUAGCAACAAUCAUCUUGAAAGAUGAGAAAUCUACUUUGCAAACUGUUUUGCAGGCUGUACAGGAGCUUGGAUUAUCAUUAAAGUAUUUCACUUAUUUGUCAGAAAUCGGUGAUCAAUUGAGAUUCGAUGCUACUCUAGCUAAUAUUGAGGCCAGACAAUGCAAGGAUCUAUUAUCACAAGCUCAGUAUCACGUUGCUAGGGCCCGCAGAGCAGAUGAAGAGGAAAGACUUCUCAGAAGAAAGCAAGAUGAGGAACGUAGUGCAUUCAAAUUGAAACAGAUUGAAGAAAUAAAAAAAAUGGAAGAGGAAAAACGCAUUUCGCACGAAACGAUUCUGCAAAAACGUCAAGAAUAUAAGGAGAAAACCAGAAACGCCGUACUCUUUAUGGACAUGCCCAUUGAAAAGAAAAAAGGCAAAGGACGCAGCAAGGAACCGCAAUACCUUUCAGAUUCUGGAAGCGAGAACGAAGCUAGAGGAGAUUUUGCCUCAGAAAAUUCAGAAAAAAUCCAAAAAAGAAAAAGAAGCCGAGACAGUAAAAUUAAAUCCAGAAGCCGACGAGAAAGACAUCAAAGGAAAGAUAAGAAGAAACCAGCUAAGAAAAGGGAAGAAGGGCUUAGUGCCAAACAAAAGAGUAGAAUUGUAUCAAAAGCCACUAUUUCCACCAGUGAAGAGGACAGUGAGAAUGAAAAUCUCAAUAACGCCAGUGAUGACAGCGACAGAGAGCAUACUAAAAAGAAAAGGAGGAUUUCGUCUGACACUAGCAGAUCUAGAAGCAGGUCAAAGUCUAGUAGUAGAUCAAGAUCCAGGAGUAGAUCAAGAUCCAGAAAUAGGACAAGAUCUAGAAGUCAAUCAGAAUCCAGAUCCAGAUCACGGUCCAGCUCGAAUUCUAGUAGCAGAUCUAGAUCAAGAUCAAGGUCCAGAUCAAAUUCUCCGCAAAACUCUCAAUCAAGAGCGAGAGGGAAAUCUGAACCAAGAUCCAGGUCUAGAAGUGCGUCCAAGAAAUCAAGAUCUAAGUCUAAAUCUAAAACUCGUUCUAGAUCUAGAAGCAUAUUAUCAGAAAUCAGAGCAAAGUCUAGAUCUAUCAGUAAAUCAAAAUCACAAAGUAGAUCAGGUUCUAAAUCUAGAUCUGAGAGCAGAUCUAGAAGCAAUUCUAGAUCUAGAAGUGAGAAAGGUUCCAUGCCCAAAUCUCCAAAAAGCGUUGGUUCCAAAUCUAGAUCGGCAAGUAGGUCCAGGAGUGAUUCUAGAUCAGGAAGUGAAAAAUGCUCUGGAGUUAAUUCUCCAGAUAUAUCAGGUUCAAAGUCUGGUGUGGAAUCUAUAUCAAGGCCUGAAUUGAAAAGUAGGUCUAAAUCUAGAUCUAAGAGUAGAUCUAGAAGUAAUUCCAGAUCAGGGAGUGAGAAUUCCAGAGCAAACUCCCCCGAAAAAAGUGGCUGAAUCAUUUUUUUAAACCUCAAGCUAUUAUCAAAGUUGGCGUUUAUAGCCGUUGUUGAUGUUGUUUUGUUAUAGCUGUUAUAUUUAUUAUAGUCUAUAUUUCCUGCAUGGCUUAUUGUGCUUGAUUUUUUUAUAUAAUUUUUAUUACUACUGUUAUUUGAUUUUAAAUGUUUUCCACCCAACUCGCGGGUUUGUUAUAUUUCUAAAUUAUUUAUCAAAGCUUUUAAUCCAUUUAGACAGAGGCACAACUUUUUUUCAUUAUUCAAUAUUUAUAUGAAUAUAAUUUGUUUUCGCCAUAAAUAGCUGUAUUGCUGUAUAAGCUGUAACCAUAAAUGUUUAUCCUAGCAGGAUUUCCUUCAGUCUACUGAUAUUACUAAUCGAAACACAUAAUAAUAUACAAUAGUUUAUUAUUUAGUCAUAGUGGAAAAUGUUACAGUUAUAACCAUAAUUAACUUAACCUAUUGUAACGUUCUCCAAUAAACUCUUUGAAAAAUCGAUGUGCAUUUUCAUUUCAAGAUAAGUAAAGAAAAUUCAACUUUUCUGAGAGCAUUCUGGCGUUGAUAUUUGUGUAGGCAUAUUAUUAGAUCAUGAGGAUGUUGAAAAAAUUACAUCUGAAUAUUGUUUACAUGAUUAACUAAUUGAGGUUAAAAUGGAAAAUAUGAAUAGGCAGUGAAACCAGUGAAACUAUUAUUCCGAUAAAGUAAUAAUGAAAUGUUUCUUUUAUUAUACAUCAUGCAAAUAUAAUAUAGACUGUUGCUAAAAACAAAUAAUCGGAUACUGGCUUUCGGAUAGUUACUAGAUAUUAAUGCACGUGACAAUUCCAAUUUAUCUAAAGUGUUUGAAAUCAGUUCCAAUCAAAUUUCCUAAAAUACUUUUUCUGCUUCCGAAACUUUUCACGCCGACAGAAAGUUUAAAUCGUCGACCCUCUGAACGGCUUGAACAUGAGGUGGACCUUUAUGACAUUUUCAAUCAUAUAAGUUCUAUCUACACUGGUCAUUACAGAUACCAUAUUCAGAAGGUAAGACUACAAUGAUUCUCGUGUAUCUUCAAUAUCGUCAUAAUAUUUCAUCAAUGAGGAACCAUAACAUGUUCUUUCUUAUCAACAAUGCUUACAGUGGUAAAAAAAUCAUCGAUUUCAGUUGAUUAGGAGUUCUAAAGUAGAUAUAUAGAUAUACAUACAUACAAGUUAUGCUGCCUUUGCAUUCUCAAAGUCCCCUCUUAUACAAUUAAGGGGUUUGUUGAUAUUUCGGCGAAACAUUUUCUAAAUAUUCAUUCAUUCAUAUUUUUUACUCAUUCAACUAUCGAUAGUCUCCACAUUUGGUCAGUUUCAGGCGUUCAUGUGAAAUAGUUUCAGACAUUCAUGUGAAAUACAUUGUUGUAUUCAAAUGAUCUCUGAUUUCAAGUUUUGUUUCAUUUGAUUGAUAUUCAAUACAACAACUGUAUCACAAAAACAAACCACUUUUGAACAAAUAUAGGGAAUUUAAUAAGAACGUAUAUAAACAUUUGGGUACGUAUUAGUUAGUAUUCCAGUCCUGGAUAUUUCAUCCCUAUUAUUUAUUAUGAAUAUGUCGACUUGCAUAUAAAAAAUGGAGAAUUUCGAGAAUUUGAAAUAGGUGAUUUGAAUUCAAUUCAAUAUCCUGCUCUCUCUAGUUCAAGUUACAGUAUGCCUGGUUUAUAAGGAAAAAUAUGUUGAUACUCAGGUAAGUAUUUAUCUCUCCACUUUUAUUUUUCAUUUCAUCAACAAUGAAAUAAUAAAUUCCUUUUUCAAAUUCGUAAACAAGUGGAAUGAAUAACUGAAUGUUAUUCAAGGAUAAGGAAUGCUAAAUGUUAAUUUAUUUUUCCCAAUUUUUGCAUUUGUAAAUAUCACGAAAUAAAUUCGCGGUAGCCAAGGUCAUCAUCUGACGUUGCGAUGACAUAAAAACUACGGGAAAACUUGUCUAACUUUCAAUCUAAGCCAUAGGUAUAUUACACACCGGGGUGGGAAGUGAUUCAUUCCUAUCGUGAGAUAAGUUAGUUAACCGAGACGCAAAGCGUCGAGGUUAGCUAUAAUUUCGAGACAGGAAUGAAACUUCCUACCGAGGUUUGUAUACUUUUAUAUUUACAACCAUCAUAUUUCGAUCAAAAUUAAUAAAUCUAUGUUUCGUUCUGAACAUACCUGAAUCAUUACAUGAGUGAGGGCGGGAAGUGAAAUUAUCUAUAUUUUUUCCAUAAUUCGAUGUGGCCUCUCAAACUGAAUUGAAAAAAUAUAUAAUUCAUAUAUUAUUAUAGAUUGAAAUUAAGAUUUCAUUCGAAAAAAGAAUGUUUCCUCUUAGCCACCCUGUAUUUUGUUGAUAUGAGGAAACAUCAUCCCAGAAAAGUUUUUUAAUGGCAAAAUAUGUUGGGAUAUAUGAGGAUAAAGGGGGAUGACACAAUUGAGUGGGACACCCUGUCGUAGUUUUGAGAUUUCAAUGAGUAAAAAACAGUAUCAAUAAAUAUUUGAGUGUCAAAGACCGUUCUGUUUGUUUUUGGCUAGUUCUGAGUAUUUAGAGAAAACAAUUUUCGUUUGCUAACCAACUUUACGUUACGUUCGUUAACCAACUUUACGUUACUUUUUUUCGAUAAUUUUAUAUUGCCUUUAUGGUGGCUCUGAAAUAAUACAGUAUUAAUAAAAUGGUUUGUUCAAUUUGAAUUGUCACUCGACCACACAAACUUUAUUUUUCAACCAUAAUUUUUUGAAAACAUGCUCACGUAUUCUUCUAUAUCAAUUGAUGAAAAUAUGUUUUAUUUAUUUAGAAGGAUAAUAAUCAAUAUCAUUAAUAUAAAUAUAUUCUUGCAGAGCCCUGUUCACAUAAUGUAAUUUGUGAGACGUUACAGUGAUGCCGGAUGUCGGGAUCGCACGUUUUACAUCGUAUUUGUUUCAAGAAACGAGUGGUCGUCAAGAAUACCACUUUGUACCACUUUUAGGGGUAUACGUCAAAAAGUUUACUUGUCGAGAAUACCGUCCCUGAUGAUAACCUUGUCAAAUUGCCGAAAUAUUUGCCAAUCAAAGAUAGUUUUCUUCAAAUUCUCGGAACAAGCACCAAAAACAGAAAUUUUGAUGAAUUUAUGUACUAGUUGUCUGGUUGAUUACAUCAUGACUACCGUAGAAAGAAGUGAAGGUUGUAUUUGUACUAUGACUCAGGGGGAAAGUGUCAUUACUGUUUAAUGUCCCGAAUGCGGAGAGUAUUUCAUUGUGGGUAUGCUCAGGGCUGUCAGUUAUCAUGUGCUCUGGUAGCUGACAUUCUGACCUAUAAAAAAUGAAUCAAUGUUAUUACCUGACACGUGAAAAUUAUUUUCAAACAUAUGGAUAAUGAAUUGCAUAUAAUUCUGAUCUUCAAUUAAUAUUUGGUACUUAAUAAUUAUUGGAAAUUGACAGUCAACUCCCAAUUUUUUUCAAAUUUCAGUUAAUCCUCAUAUGGAUUCAAAUGUUAUUACUAUUUCAAUAAAUAUAUGAGAUUUUGUAUAGAAGUUGCUGGUUCCUAAUUUUAUGUAUCAAACUGAUGAAAACAAUAGUUUAUAUACUAACAAAAAAUGGAACUUGAAGCAAGGCAAAAACUAACAUCAUAAAUUUAUACAAAAUAAUAGUUACCUGAUGAACAAAAAAUAGAACUCAAUCCAAAAAAUAACAACUAGAACCAAACUCAUUGAAGUAUUCUGAAGCGAUCAGCAUUCAAAAUUAUUACACUGAAAUCAAAAUAAGUAAUUUUAGAGAUCCC